Messenger RNA from Exophiala bonariae, 1710 nucleotides. RefSeq lists its product as uncharacterized. Gene Ontology annotation, molecular function: transmembrane transporter activity. The transcript has 3 exons. The record is from RefSeq and is a predicted model, not a curated record. Gene Ontology annotation, cellular component: plasma membrane. Gene Ontology annotation, biological process: transmembrane transport. The coding region runs from base 1 to 1710 and encodes 569 amino acids. Lineage: Eukaryota; Fungi; Ascomycota; Eurotiomycetes; Chaetothyriales; Herpotrichiellaceae.
AUGGCAGACAGGCUGGAACAAUCAAGCGAUGCUCACAGUAUGCAUUCAACCGAACAGCAGGAGAAGAAAGAUGAUCUUGCAACUUCUGCUCCCUCAGAAGAUGUAGAAUAUCCACCCUUCAAGAGAGUCCUCGCCAUCGUGCUCGGCAUGAUGUCUGUGUCUCUCCUUGUUGCUUUGGACCGAACCAUCAUCGCAACAGCGAUCCCCGCCAUCACAGAUCAUUUCAACUCGCUUGAUGAUGUAGGCUGGUAUGCGUCGUCUUAUCUCCUGACGAUGUCUGCAUUUCAACUCCUCAUCGGCCGCAUCUAUACUUUCUACAGCACCAAAUGGGUAUAUAUCACCUCCAUCGGCAUUUUCGAACUCGGUUCUUUGGUCUGUGGAGCAGCUCCAUCUUCUGUCGCCUUCAUCAUUGGGAGAUCAAUCGCAGGAAUUGGCAGCGCAGGUAUCUUCGCGGGAGCCAUCGUUGUGAUUGUGGACCUCGUUCCGCUCGAGAAACGACCCGCGUGGACUGGAGCUUUCGGAGCAGUGUUUGCUAUCGCAUCGGUGGCCGGCCCACUGCUCGGCGGAGUAUUCACAACGAAUGUAUCAUGGAGAUGGUGCUUCUACAUCAACCUACCAAUCGGGGGCGCGGCGAUGGCAAUCCUAGCCUUCAUCCUCAAAGUCCCGGCGAGAACAACCAAAAGAGCGACCCUGAAGGAACAAAUCCACCAACUAGACCCGAUCGGCACGGCAAUCUUCAUCCCCUCGAUAACGUGCCUCCUGCUGGCCCUGCAAUGGGGCGGCAUCGACUACGCAUGGUCAGACGGACGAAUCAUUGCGCUCCUGGUCCUCGCCGGCGUGCUAUUCAUCGCCUUCAUCGGUGUGCAGAUGUGGCGGCAAGAACUCGCGACCGUGCCGCCUCGCAUCAUCAAGAUGCGCGCCGUCGCCGCAGGGAUGACGUACUCGUUCUUCAGCGGCGCGGGGAUGAUCACGAUCGUGUACUUCCUGCCCAUCUGGUUCCAGGCCAUCAAGGGCGCCACCGCCGUCCACUCGGGCAUCAUGAACCUGCCGGCCGUGCUGGGCAUCACGCUAGCGUCCAUCGUCGCGGGCAUCGGCACCCGCAAGCUCGGAUACUUCACGCACUGGAUGGUCGUCUCGUCCGUCAUGACCUCCGUCGGCGUCGGCCUGAUGUGCACGUUCACGCUCACCACGGGCCACAGCAAAUGGAUCGGGUACCAGGCCCUCUGGGGCAUCGGGCUCGGGCUGGGGAUGCAGCAGCCCUCGGUCGCGGCGCAGACGGUGCUCGCCAGGAAAGACGUCCCCACCGGCGCCACCAUCAUGUUCUUCGCCCAGGGCCUCGGCGGCUCCGUCUGCGUCAGCAUCGCCAACAACAUCUUCCUGAACAAACUAUCCACGGGCCUGACCUCCAUCCCGGGCAUCAACGGCGAUCUCGUCACCCAUGUCGGCGCCACAGAUCUCCGGAACGUCGUCCCCGCGGCCAGUUUGGACGCUGUGCUGGCGGUCUAUAAUCUGGCGUUGAGGAAUGCCUUCUACGUCGGCGUCGCCGUCAGUACCGCCACCAUCAUUGGUACUCUGCUGAUGCCUUGGAUCAACAUCAAGAAAGUCGCUGCUGACCAGAAGGCUGCGGCUGCGCUUGCAUCGACACCCAAGACAGCAGGUAGCGCUGAACAGCAGCAGGAGACGGAGGCCAAGAGGGUUGAAGAGGUGUAA